Molecule: messenger RNA, 858 nt
Organism: Macrosiphum euphorbiae (potato aphid)
Lineage: Eukaryota; Metazoa; Arthropoda; Insecta; Hemiptera; Aphididae
Source: the annotation of a GenBank genome assembly
AUGGACAAUUUAUACGCAAAUUUAUUUUUAAUUAAUAAUAUUGAAGAUCAAGUAAACGCGAUACAACAUGUCAGGAUGAUGAAAGAAAAACCUAUGGAUCCAUUUAUGUUGUCAGACAGAUUAUUUGUUAAAAGUUUUAGAUUAUCAAAAUAUCUUGCAAAUCAGUUAAUAGAAAUGUUAAGACCACUAAUUGAAGACGCUAAUCGUUCAUCGGCAAUUGAUUUAAAAACAAAAGUACUCGUUGCAUUACACUUUUUUGGCACUGGUUCUUACCAAACACCAAUGGGUCAUAGUCGAUUUACUGCUCUAUCGCAAUCUUCUGUAUCUCGAUGCAUAAAUGAAGUUGUAAAUGCUCUUAAUCAUCCUGAUAUUUUCAACUUAUGGGUUAAGUUUCCAUCAAAUAUAUACGAACUUGACCAAGUUCGAAAAAAAUUUUAUACGAAAACAAGAUUUCCAGGAGUUAUUGGUUGCAUUGACUGCACUCAUGUUGCAUUAGUACCACCAUCUUCAAAUUUAAAUUUAAUAGAAAACCAACACCCUGAGUACAUUUAUGUAAAUCGUAAAUGCUACCAUUCUAUAAAUGUCCAACUAAUUUGUGAUUCAGAUUUGAAAAUACUAAAUGUUAAUGCAUUGUUUCCCGGAAGCACACAUGAUUCUCAUGUUUGGAAUAAUUCUAGUGUCUUACCAUUACUUCAAGAUCUAUAUACAAAUGGUCUUAAUAAUAUUUACUUGUUAAUAUGUAUGCAAAUAUAUUAUGCAUUUUAUAAAACUUUGAUUGUAAUGAACUUACACUUUUCAUCCCCAUCACAAGCAUUAUACCCACUAAUAGGGGAGUUUGCAUCUAUUUAUUCUAAUUAA